Molecule: messenger RNA, 1044 nt
Organism: Balaenoptera acutorostrata (minke whale)
Lineage: Eukaryota; Metazoa; Chordata; Mammalia; Artiodactyla; Balaenopteridae
Product: ADP-ribose pyrophosphatase, mitochondrial-like
Cellular component (GO): mitochondrion
Molecular function (GO): ADP-ribose diphosphatase activity
Source: RefSeq, a predicted model, not a curated record
AUGGCUGGACACUGCCUGGCAAAGGCUUUAGCGACCGUGUCUCUCUCUGUGGCCUUGGCCUCUGUGGCAGUCAGGCCCAGCAGCUGCCCUAACAUCUCAGCCGGCUACAGCCCGUUCUCCUCACAUGGGUUUCCUCCAAAUUUCAUCAUGUCCGUUUCAAACGGCCCUGCUGAGACGCCCCACAAGAAGGCCAGGACAUCGCCUUACCCUGGCUGUAAAGUGGGGCGAAGCCAGGUCCCCAACAAGGAAGUGAGCUGGCUGGUUGAGCGGCCAGAGUACAAGGCUGUCGAGUACACUUCCGGCUCAGUCUUGGCCGGACCCAGGUGGGCAGACCCUCUUUUGGGUGAAAGAAACUUCUCUCUUAAAUUUAAUGAAAAGGAUGGGCAUGUUGAGAGAAGGAGCCAGAACGGUUGGUAUGAGGUUGAAAAUGGUAGACCUAGAAAUCCUGCACGUCGGCCAGGGCUGGUUGGCUGAGGGCUUUUGGGGCAUUGGGGCCCCAAUCAUGCUGCAGAUCCCAUCUUAACCAGGUGGAAAAAGGAUAGCAAGGGAAAUACAGUUACCCACCCUGUUUCUGGGAGAAACAUCCUGCAAUUUGUAGCCAACAAAAGGAAGGACUGUGGGGCAUGGGCCAUCCCAGGGGGGAUGGUGGAUCCAGGAGAGAAGAUUAGUACCACAAUGAAGAGAGAAUUUGGUGAGGAAGCCAUGAACUCCUUACAGAAACCCAGAGCAGAAACACAGGAGUUGGAGAAACAAUUGCACAAACUAUUCAGCCAGGGACAAUUUGUGGUCUAUAAAGGCUAUGUGGAUGAUCCUCGGAUCAAUAACACGUGGAUGGAGACAGAGGCUGUGAACUACCAUGAUGAAACAGGGGAGGUAAUGGAUCAUCUUCCUCUGGAAGCUGGUGACGAUGCCAAGAAAGUGGGAUGGGUGGACAUUAAUGAUAAACUCAAGCUUUAUGCCAGCCACUCCCAACUUAUUCAACUUGUGGCUGAGAAACGAGGUGCCCACUGGAGUGAAGACGUGUACCCCAACUGCCAUGGGUAG